This is a messenger RNA of Balaenoptera musculus (blue whale), 14154 nucleotides long. It is a transcript of the gene NBEAL1, whose product is annotated as neurobeachin like 1. Gene Ontology annotation, biological process: intracellular protein localization. Gene Ontology annotation, molecular function: protein kinase binding. Lineage: Eukaryota; Metazoa; Chordata; Mammalia; Artiodactyla; Balaenopteridae. Gene Ontology annotation, cellular component: membrane; cytosol. The record is from RefSeq and is a predicted model, not a curated record.
GCCCUCUUGCCUAGCUACGGGGUAAUACGGGGCUUGAGCUUGGGAAGAGGGCGAGGGAAGCAAGUUAGACGUCGGCCUGGCGGGCGGCGGCGGCAGCGGUACCGCAACCGUCCAAUAUUUAUCUAAUUGCCCAACGACCACUGAUGAAGAUAGGUUGGAGUAACUGCUGAAACUGAAUUUUAUUGACCAGAAGACAGUCCAUUUGUUUCACUUCUUUUUGUUUUCCCUACUGCUUUGAGCUUUACUGUAACGGCUGAAAAACUUGGAAAAUAAAAUGAACAUGCUGUGGUCUUGAACUUUUUUUUUUUUUUGAGGAAAAAUUAAAGUGCCAGAGUGAAAGCCAGAAUGGCAUCCAGAGAGAGACUCUUUGAACUUUGGAUGCUUUAUUGUGCGAAGAAAGAUCCAGAUUACCUGAAGCUGUGGUUGGACAAUUUUGUUUCUAGCUAUGAACAAUUCUUAGAUGUUGACUUUGAAAAGCUGCCUACCAGGGUAGAUGAUGUGCCUCCAGGAAUAUCUCUGCUUCCUGAUAAUAUUCUGCAGGUUCUGAGGACCCAGCUUCUACAGUGUGUUCAGAAAGUGGCAGAUGGGUUAGAGGAAGAACAACAAGCCUUGUCAAUUUUGCUUGUCAAGUUCUUCAUUAUUCUUUGCAGAAAUCUAUCUAAUGUAGAAGAAAUUGGGACUUGUUCAUAUAUCAAUCAUGUUAUUACUAUGACAACACUCUAUAUUCAACAAUUAAAAAGCAAAAAAAAAGAGAAGGAAUUGGCAGAUCAGACAUCUAUCGAAGAAUUUGUGAUCCACGCGUUGGCAUUUUGUGAAAGUUUAUAUGACCCAUAUCGGAAUUGGAGGCAUAGAAUUUCAGGACGAAUCCUUAGUACUGUGGAAAAGAGCAGACAGAAAUAUAAACCAGCUUCUCUCACAGUGGAGUUUGUCCCUUUCUUUUAUCAAUGUUUUCAAGAAAGUGAGCAUCUCAAGGAAAGCCUUAAGUGUUGCUUAUUGCAUCUCUUUGGAGCCAUUGUAGCUGGUGGGCAGAGGAAUGCUUUGCAAGCAAUUUCUCCAGCCACCAUGGAGGUUCUCAUGAGAGUUUUGGCCGAUUGUGAUUCUUGGGAGGACGGAAAUCCUGAAGAAGUGGGUAGGAAGGUGGAACUUACUCUGAAGUGCCUUACAGAGGUGGUACAUAUCCUUCUCACUAGCAGCUCUGAUCAGCGUCAAGUGGAAACCAGCACUAUUUUGGAGAACUAUUUUAAAUUGCUAAAUUCAGAUCAUUCAGCUUUACCUAAUCAAAGGAGGUCCAGACUGUGGGAAAGCCGGUUCAUAGCUCUACAGAUCAAAAUGCUGAAUACCAUUACAGCCAUGUUAGACUGCAGAGAUAGGCCUGUUCUUCAGGCUAUUUUUCUUAACAGUAAUUGCUUUGAACAUCUCAUACGACUGCUACAGAACUGCAAGCUAUUUUUAAAUGCUAACAGUAAGGUGGCAGACAAGAACAAGAAAGACCUUGCCAACAAAUUACUGACAGAAAUGAAUGAGGACCAGGUGUUUCAGGCACAGUUGGAUUGUUUGGCUGUAUCAACCAUUCAGGCUUUGACAGCCGUAAUGAACAAAUCUCCAGCUGCUAAGGAAGUAUUUAAGGAAAGAAUUGGUUAUACACAUAUGUUUGAAGUAUUAAAAUCAAUGGGUCAGCCACCACUGGAACUACUUAAAGAACUUAUGAAUAUGGCUGUAGAGGGUGAUCACACUUCAGUUGGAAUUUUGGGCAUUAGUAAUGUCCAGCCUCUCUUGCUUCUUAUCCAGUGGCUUCCAGAGCUAGAAUCCCAUGACCUGCAAAUCUUCAUCUCUGAUUGGCUGAAAAGAAUUUGUUGUAUUAAUAGGCAGAGUCGAACUACUUGUGUCAAUGCAAACAUGGGAAUUAGAAUCACUGAAACCCUUAAUUCCCAUUCUUCCCUCCAUCGAACUUGUGCUGAGAACUUGAUUGCACUCCAUGGUUCAUUGGGGAGUCAGUCAGUGAGCUCAGAAGAAAUCCGUCAACUACUAAGAUUGUUGAGAGUGGAUGAAUCUGAGUACAUUCACCCCUAUACCACUCUUGUAACUCGAGCAAUCCUGACAAUGGCCCGAAAACAAAGUCUAGAGAGUGCACUGCAGUAUUUUAAUUUGUCACAUAGUAUGGCAGGAAUUUCUGUGCCUUCCAUACAGAAAUGGCCAGGGUCUGCCUUUUCUUUCAAUGCUUGGUUUUGCUUAGAUCAGGAUCAGUUGACUCUUGGCAAUGCUAACAAAGGAGGAAAAAGAAAACAAUUAUACAGCUUUUUUACAGGAAGUGGCAUGGGUUUUGAAGCUUUUAUUACCCAUUCAGGUAUGUUGGUUGUGGCAGUGUGCACGAAAAGAGAAUAUGCAACAGUUAUGCUUCCUGACCACAGUUUCUGUGAUUCCCUCUGGCACAACAUAACCAUUGUUCACAUGCCUGGAAAAAGGCCCUUUGGUCAGAGCCUUGUAUAUAUCUAUGACAAUGGACAGCAGAAGGUCUCUGCCCCUCUGAGAUUUCCUGCCACGAAUGAACCUUUUAUUUCUUGCUGUAUUGGUUCAGCUGGGCAAAGAACCACCACUCCUCCACCAUCCCAAAUCCCAGAUCCACCCUUUCUUCUCCCAUUACCCCCUCAUCGAACAUCAUUUGGUGGAAUUUUGUCCUCAGCUUCCUGGGGAGGAACAAUGGAAAAAUCAAAGUUGAUUACCAAAUUGAUAUCAGCUGGAACACAAGACAGUGAAUGGGGGUGUCCCACAUCUCUGGAGGGACAGCUGGGGACUGUUAUCAUCUUCUAUGAAGCACUGCAACCUCUGCAGGUGAAGGCAUUAUAUUUAGCAGGUGAGCAUUGCCUACCACCUUGGAAAUUUCAAGAGUCUGACAUGGCUGACCUGCCUGGUAACGUCCUUCUUCACUACACUGCAAAGGCCUGCAAAAAUUCAAUCUGUCUUGAUUUAUCUACUAAUUGUUUGCAUGGAAUUACAGGAAACAAAGUAGUAAACUGGGACAUUAAGUGUAGUUUCCUACUUUCGGACAGCAUAAACUGCAUAGGUGGAUUAACUGUACUCUUUCCUCUAAUGGAACAAAUCAGCCACUUUGGUGAAGGACAGAUUCCUGAGGGAUUGAAUGAAAGCACAGUUUCUGAAUUGAUAACACCUGUAGAAGGAGAUUGGUGGGUAUUUGAACUCCCCAAGGCAUCAGAAAUCAGACUAGAGAGAAAUUUAAUUGCAACAUUUAUCUUGAUUGUGAAACACUUUAUUCAAAGACAUCCUAACCAGGACAAUCUUAUGCACUCCCAUGGAAUUGCCAUUCUUGGUGCCUUACUUCAGAAGGUGCCAAGCACCUUGAUGGAUGUUAAUGUAUUGAUGGCAAUUCAAUUACUCAUUGAGCAGGUAUCAUAGAGAAAAUAUGCAGCUCCUGCAACAAAUUAUCAGUAUUUACUCUUUGACUUCCAUUGGAACCGUGGAGAUUUUCCCUUCGAAUUGAGUGAACUUUCUAUUUUAGGUCACAUACAGUAUCUUUCCACCAUCAUCAAGGACAGCAGGAGAGUUUUUCCGAAAGAAGUAUGGUGUACAGUUCUCCUAGAGACACUUAGGAUUUAUUAUGGGAGUGAUUGUAAAUAUAGUGAGCUGUCUCUAGAUGAUAUUCGAACAAUAAGGACUUCUUUGUAUGGACUAAUUAAAUAUUUGUGCAAAGGCGGAACUCAUGAAGAGAUACAAAGUAUUAUUGGUUAUGUAUCUGCUAUCAAUGAAGAAGAACAGGUAUUAUGCUCUGGAUAAAUCUCUUUUGGAAUUUUGGACAUACUCUUCGGUCUCCUACGUACCAGCCCAACUAGAGGUCAACUUUUCUUACCGUUUGAACCAGGAAAUGCUGACAUACUAUGCCUUGCUCUUAAUCAGAAAUACUCUGACAGACUAAGAGAAAUCAUUUUCCAGGUUAUGGAACAGAUGUUGAAAUGCACGAACGUUUAUGAACGAAGUAAACAACGUAUUCGACUUAGAGAAGUUGGCUACUCAGGAUUAGGGCUCCUUCUUAAUGAAGCACCUGUUAAUACUUCUCUCAUUAAAAGUCUCACCAAUCAAAUUAUAAAUACAGAUCCUCUAUUAUUUCAAGAUCUGUUAUCUGUGGUAUAUAUAUCUCACAGAGCACGUAUACAUGUCAGGGUGGUCAUCUGCAGAAAGAUUUUACAGAUUUUACAGUCCCAGCCAGAUGCAGCACAUCAAAUAUCUCAACAAGUGGGUUGGCACAGACACUUUAGUUAGGCUUUUUUUAAAGGCAAAUUUGAAAAUGGAAAUACUCUUCAUAAGCACAGUAAGGCUGUUGUAAUGAAAGACAAUGAUAAAAAUAUAUCAGCUGAAGAUAUGAAGAGGAACUCUGAUGAAAAGACAGAUGAGGAAAAAAUCAGCUCUUUUGCCUCAGCUCAUGUGUCUUCAGAUCAGUGGAGUCUGGAGGAUAGACACUCCCUAGACUCCAACACACCAUUAUUUCAAGAAGAAAGCUUGAUGGGAGAAUUAUCUUUCAAAUCAGAGAAUCGAGGAGAAUUCUGGCAUAACCCUUCACAUUUGAGUUUAGAUCUCAGUGGAAUUGAUUCAUGUGAACUGAGUGAUAGUGGAAGUCAAAUGCCAGACAGCUUGCCUAGCACGCCAUCCCCGAUAGAGUCCACUAAGUCAUUUUCUGUGCAGUCUGACAAGAAAGCAGCUCACAAUGAUGUGGGCUUUAGUGAUGACUUCUCUUUACUUGAUAACCAAGAGAGAUGUGAGGAAGAGCUUAUUGAAUUACUGACAAAUAUUUUGAACUGUGUAAUGUGUAAGGGACUAGAAAAGUCUGAUGACGAUACUUGGAUUGAACGGGGACAAGUGUUUUCGGCACUAACUAAACCAGGAAUAUCCAGUGAGCUACUUCGACCAUCAGAUGAAAUAAAACUAAUUUUGCUACAGAAGAUGUUAGAAUGGGCAGUCACAGAAAACAGAGAAGCAAAAUUUAAUCCAGUAACUGCUGAAAAUGCUUUCCGACUCAUGCUGAUCAUACAGGACUUUCUGCAGUCAGAGGGACUAGUUAAUUCGAACAUGUGGACUGAGAAGCUUUUAGAGGAUAUGAUGCUGCUCUUCGACGGUCUGUCAGUUUGGUAUUCUGAAAGUCCAGUAUGGAUGAAACUCUCUCAGAUUCAACUCCAGAUGCUUCUAGGCUUCAUUGGCAGGGGUAAUUUGCAGGUUUGUGCAAUGGCAUCAGCUAAGCUAAACACCCUUCUUCAGACCAAGGUGAUUGAAAAUCAGGAUGAAGCAUGUUACAUUUUAGGGAAGCUGGAACAUGUUCUGAGUCAGUCAAUCAAGGAACAGACUGAAAUAUACUCAUUUCUGAUUCCGCUUGUCCGUACCCUGGUUUCCAAAAUUUAUGAGCUUCUCUUCAUGAACUUGCAUCUGCCUUCUUUACCUUUUACCAAUGGAAGCUCUUCAUUUUUUGAAGAUUUUCAAGAAUAUUGCAGUUCAAAUGAAUGGCAAGUUUACAUUGAAAAAUAUAUUGUACCUUAUAUGAAGCAGUAUGAAACCCAUGCAUUCUAUGAUGGUCAUGAGAGCAUGGCACUAUACUGGAAGGAUUGUUAUGAAGCCUUAAUGGUGAAUAUGCAUAAACGAGACCGGGAAGGGGGAGAGAGCAAGCUCAAGUUUCAGGAGUUUUUUGUGGAGCCAUUUAAUCGAAAAGCACGCCAAGAGAACUUGAGGUAUAAUAAUAUGCUUAAACAACUUAGCAGUCCACAGUUAGCCACUCUGAGACGCUGGAAGGCAAUAAAGCUCUAUCUUACAUGUGAAAGGGGACCUUGGGCUGAAAGGAAACAAAGUCCAAUUCACUGGAAGCUAGCUAACGUAGAAAAUUAUUCCCGCAUGAGACUUAAAUUGGUGCCAAAUUAUAACUUCAAAACCCAUGAUGAAGCUAGUGCUUUGAGAGAUAAUCUAGGUAUCCAGCACUCGCAGCCUUCCAGUGAUUCACUGCUUUUGGAAGUAGUGAAACAAGUAAAAGUUAGUGAUAUGGAGGAGGAUAAACUAGAUCUUCCUGAAGAGGAAAUAACAGCCAGAGUAAAUAUUGAUGAGAAAGAAGAACAGGAUCAAAAAGAAAAAUUGGUGUUGUUGGAAGACUGUGAACUCAUUACAAUAAUUGACAUAAUUCCUGGCAGAUUAGAAAUCACUACUCAACACAUUUACUUCUAUGAUGGCAGCAUUGAAAAAGAGGACGGACUAGGCUUUGAUUUCAAGUGGCCUCACUCUCAAGUUCGAGAGAUCCACCUACGACGGUACAACUUAAGGAGGUCAGCCCUUGAGAUUUUUCAUGUUGACCAAUCCAACUACUUUCUCAAUUUCAAAAAAGAGGUUAGGAACAAAGUAUAUAGCAGACUGUUGUCACUUCAUUCUCCAAAUAGUUAUGGAACCAGAUCACCACAGGAGUUAUUCAAAGCAUCAGGAUUGACACAGAAAUGGGUAAACAGAGAGAUAUCAAAUUUUGACUACCUCAUUCAAUUAAAUACAAUGGCAGGACGAACCUAUAAUGAUCUUGCACAGUAUCCUGUGUUCCCCUGGAUUUUACAAGAUUAUACUUCAGAAGAGUUGGAUCUUAAUAACCCAUCUGUAUUUCGAGAUCUGUCCAAACCAAUUGGGGUAGUUAAUGAUAAAAAUGCCAAAGCCAUGCGAGAAAAAUACGAAAAUUUUGAGGAUCCUAUGGGAACUAUUGAUAAAUUUCAUUAUGGUACUCACUAUUCAAAUUCUGCCGGGGUUAUGCACUAUCUUAUUCGUACAGAACCAUUCACCACCCUCCACAUCCAGCUUCAGAGUGGAAGGUUUGACUGUGCAGAUCGACAAUUCCAUUCCAUCCCUGCUACCUGGCAGGCUCUCAUGGACAAUCCAUAUGAUGUGAAGGAACUUAUUCCUGAAUUCUUCUAUUUCCCAGAAUUUUUGGAAAAUCAAAAUCAAUUUAACUUGGGUCAUCUACAAGUUUCCAGAGAACUAGUAAAUGAUGUCAUUCUCCCCAAAUGGGCUAAGUCAGCUGAAGAGUUCAUCUAUAAACAUAGGAAAGCUCUGGAGUCUGAAUAUGUUUCUGCUCAUCUUCAUGAAUGGGUAGAUCUGAUUUUUGGCUAUAAACAGAGGGGGCCAGCUGCAGUGGAGGCACUCAAUGUUUUCUAUUACUGUAGUUAUGAAGGAGCUGUGGAUCUGGAUGCCUUAACAGAUGAGAAGGAAAGAAAAGCCUUAGAAGGGAUGAUUAACAAUUUUGGGCAAACACCUUGUCAACUGUUAAAGGAACCACACCCUUCUAGAUUAUCAGCAGAGGAAGCAGUGCAGAAGCAAACCAAAACAGACACUUCAACCUUUAACUUAUUUCAACACCUCCCUGAACUCAAGUCAUUCUUUAUAGAGGGAAUUAGUGAUGGUAUUCCACUAAUAAAGGCCAUUGUCCCCAAAAAUCAGUCUCGUUCUUUUAUUUCACAAGGCAGUCCUGAGUUACUGGUAACAGUAAGCAUGAAUUACGUUAUUGGAACCCAUGGAUGGCUGCCUUAUGACAGAAACAUUUCUAAUUACUUUACAUUCAUCAGGGAUCAAACUGUGACAAAUCCAAAAACUCAGCGUAGUAUGAAUGGACCUUUUGCUCCAGGGCUGGAGAUCACUUCUAAGCUAUUUAUAGUAUCACAUGAUGCGAAGUUGCUUUUUAGUGCUGGACACUGGGAUAAUAGCAUUCAAGUGAUGUCACUUACAAAAGGCAAAAUUGUUUCACACAAUAUCAGACAUAUGGAUAUUGUGACUUGUUUAGCUACAGAUUACUGUGGAAUACAUUUGAUUUCUGGUUCCAGAGAUACUACGUGUAUGGUAUGGCAGAUAACACAACAGGGAGGUGUUCCUGUGGGCCUAGCAUCUAAACCAUUUCAGAUUCUGUACGGACACACUGAUGAGGUAUUGAGUGUUGGCAUCAGCACUGAGCUAGACAUGGCAGUGUCAGGAUCAAGGGAUGGCACUGUGAUUAUACAUACCAUUCAGAAAGGUCAGUAUAUGCGGACUUUACGACCACCUUGUGAGAGUUCUCUGCUCCUGACCAUUCCCAAUUUGGCUAUAUCUUGGGAAGGACAUAUUGUCAUCUACUCCAGCAUUGAAGAAAGUACCACCCUCAAGGAUAAGAAUGCAUUGCAUUUGUUUUCUGUAAAUGGCAAGUAUCUACAGUCUCAAGUCCUGAAGGAACAAGUAUCAGAUAUAUGUGUAAUUGGAGAGCACAUUGUCACAGGCAGCUUACAAGGAUUCCUGUCCAUAAGAGAUCUCCACAGUUUGAAUCUCAGCAUCAACCCAUUAGCCAUGCGAUCGCCUAUCCACUGUGUUUAUGUAACCAAAGAAUAUAGCCAUAUUCUUGUAGGAUUAGAAGAUGGCAAAUUGAUUGUCGUGGGUGUUGGCAAACCAGCUGAGAUGCGCUCAGGUCAGCUUUCUCGAAAAUUGUGGGGAUCUAACAAGCGGCUCAGCCAGAUUUCAGCUGGAGAGACUGAAUAUAAUACUCAAGAUUCCAAGUGAUUGUUAUUUCUGCCUUCUGUCAUGGAUAACUGAAAUUUGAUUUAUUGCUUUGUCACUUCAAUCUGUGACAGAUUAAAUGUGACAUUAAAUCACUUUAAUAUCACAUCUCUCAACUAUCUUAAAUGUUUCAGGGCUGUUAUCCCUGAAAAUCAUUUAGGGAUUACCAAAAUUUGGUAUCUUAUAUGUAUAAAGUCGUAGGUUAUAUUAUUAUUAUCCACUAAAAAAAUUUCUGGUUAACAUCAUUGAACCUAUCGUAUUAACUAAUUCUUGGUCUACACUAAGAUGAAUUUGAGAAAAUACAUUUGAUUAGAUUUAGUGGUUUAUUCCUAAAGAUCAUUAGAUCCAUUUUAAAAAAUAAACUUCUAAAAAUAAAGAAGUUAAAUUCAAUUUGCUUAUUCUAAACAGCAAAAGUUGAGGUAUUUCUAAUAAAAGAGUAGCGAUAAUGGGACAGUUGAGAGAUAUGGCUUUUAAUACAUUCUUUAGUUAAUCAUUCUCCUAUUUACUGAAUAAAUCAUCCUAAAUACAUCAGUUUUAUUAUGGAACUUCUGAUUGGAGGUAAUAUUUUAAAAGCAUCUGUUGCAUACUUGGAUUUUUAAAACUCAGUAUAAAUUACAGGUUUUCAUGAUAAGUUGAAAACAAGACUUUUGAAACUGGUACAUUGGCUCAUCCCACUACUACUUAGCAUAGUACUAAUGAGAAUUUAUUGCAAUGUAUUAUUAUCCUUAAAUAAUAAAUGUUGAGUAGGAGUAAUAGAAACUAGAAACACAUUUUGUGGAUAUAUUUCAUUAGUAGUAGAGUUAAGGAAAAAUGCUCAUUAUGAUUUUGACAGCUGGGUCCUUUAGGUAGUAGCAUCUGCAGCUCAAUUUAUAUGUGCAAAGUACGAAAUUUCUUGGCUUUUUCUUUAUUAAACAUUGUGUUUUCCCCCAAUAAUUAUUGGAGUUGGCAAUGAUAUCCAAAUAUAUUACAUUUUUACUUAUUUCAUAUGAUUGAUGAAUGAACCGAAAAGAUAUGCAUAACUUAAACUAGUCAUUUGGAUAUAGUAAUUUUUUAAAAUACACGUUUCUAUUUCAUGUUAUGUAUAACUUUCAGGAUUACAAUUAAUUUUAUUAUACAUAGCUAGAUGUUACAUUAUGCUUUUAAACUAAAAGGCUGAUAGAUUUAUUUUGGAAUUCAAAGAGAUUGUUAAACUUUGUACUUUUAUAAGGUCAUAUUUUGAGUUAGAAAGCUUUUACAACUACAACGAGUGUCCUUAAUCCGAGACUCCACAGGUUUGGGGGGAAUUUAUGAAUCCCUUAAAAUUGUGUGGAAAUUCUGUAUGUUAGCUGGAUUUUUUUUUUUUUUCAGGAAUGAAUGGUUGGGUGGCUUUAUUAAAAGGGUCUGCGAUUGAGGGAAAAAAAGACUUUUUACAACAAUAUCUUUUAAAAAUAAUAAUAUUCUUUUUUCUACAAAUUAUAAAUUUCCUUAUAUCCAAUUGUCUUCUCAAUUGAAUCUUUGAGAAAUUUUUCCUUUGCAAUCCUCUCCUGUUGCCCACGGUAUCUAAUACCCUUUUCUUUAUAAUCGUAUGAGUGAGUACAAAAUUUAUGAGAAGUAAAGGAUUUUGUUUAGGGAAACUUUUUGAUAGAUUUGAUUGGCUUGUAUUAGGACUUGUAAAAAGUUAUAGAAGAAUUUUCUAUCCAGUUAUUUAAAAUCCUCUGUUUUAUUCAGUAAAAAACCGUUAUGUUUUAGGUAAAUCACACUGAAAAUAAACUGAGGCAGCAAGUGUAAAGUAGAACGUAUGCAAAUGUGAAGGUUUCCUUUUUGAGGACUUCAGUAACUAGUGGUGAAAAUGUCUCAAAACAAGUCAAUAGAGAUAAUUGUCAUAUAUUAAGAUUUAUUUCUUCUGUUAGUUUUUUCAUUCUAUUUUCAUUUUUUAUCUUAUAUAUUUUAGGAAGUUUCAAGUCAAGAGAAACAAAAUGAUGGGGUUUUGGUAUUUUAAAUGUUGAUUUUUAAAAAACUGUUUCUAAAUCAAAACUUUGGAAAUGUUUCUUUUGCCUAUUUAUCCUAGAGAUUUUGGUAUAAGGAUGUUUAUUUUUAAGGUCACUUAAUAUUGGUUUUAGAAGUUAUUUUGGAUGAUUAUAAGUUACAAAAAAGUUUAACUUAGAUUAUUAGGGGAAAAUUCCUAAAUUUUUGGUAUUUUACUUUGCUACUGUUUAGAUGGAGGAGCUAAACAAGCAGUAUUCAUUUUAUAGCACAAAUAUGAAAAAGCUUUUUUCACAGUAGAUACCCUACCUAGAGUAAUAGUAGAUGUUCAGAGCAGUGGGAUUAACCCUUAUAUAAUAUUUUCCAAAAAGUGAAAACCAAAAAUGUAAAAUUUUGAGGAAAAUCUUUGAGAAUAUUAGCAACAGUCUAGAAGAAUGGAACUUAAAGUUUAUUAAAUAAGCAAAUAUAGUAGUAGCAUUGGCUGAAUAAUUCCUCUUUUAAACAGUUUAGACCACUGAUUAAAAGUCACUAGAUAAAAAUCACUGUAAAGAUAUACCUUGAGGGAUUAUGGUGUAUUUACAUGUUACCCAUAGAAAUUAUUUCUGUAUUGUAUAAUGGGAGAAAUGAACAGUAUCAUUAGAGUGCAGUAACAGGUGGACAUUUCAGAUGAUGAAUAUAAUAUCUCAACUUAGCUGUUACAUGAAGUGUGUUGUCUUUGAAGAACUUUUCAUCUGCUUUUGUUUCUUGACACUCGUGAUGGAAAUAAAAAUGUCAGCAUCCUGAUGAUGUGGAGCAAUUUAUACUAAUAAGGAGAUGAUUUUUUUUUAGAAAGUGAGGUCAAGUAUUAAAACAUACAAUAGAGGUACUCAUUUAGAGAAUAAAGAAACUUUAUAAGAUUUUUUUUUUCAACUCUUCCCAAUCAGUAUUCUGUCAUUACUUAGAUAAAAUUGGAGGAGAGAAGAAAAAAUAGAGUAGGGCAUGAAUGAAGCUUGGCCAGUUGUUUAAAAUCUUAUAAGCCUGUGAAGCUCAUGUCAUCUAUGAAUCAGUUUCUAUUAGUUUCCUUUAGGUCACAGUGCUUUUUCAGGUCACAUCCUUUUGUAGGAGAGAAAAUGCCAGGUAUUCAUUUGUCAUUAACAAGGAAUGACAGUGAGGCUUCCUUUUUUCUGUAUGUAAGGCAUAUAAAAAUUAUCCUUCAAGAACUAGUAUUGAAAAUCAGUUUAAUGCUUUUGAAGGAAUAAGUGUGCCCUCAUAAUUAAUUAGAAUUUAGAUUUGAAAGUUAAAUCUUUACCGAAGAUUUUUUGUAUUUUGCUUUAAUAGGAGUAAGCAGAGGAAAUUGUUAACUUAAUACCCUAUUUUUAUUUAAUGAUGACACAUGACACAUGGCCUUUGCCUUUAAGUAUAUUUUAUAUUGCUAUUACUAAAGAAAUCACUAAUGGAAAUCUUUUAAUUGAAUUUAAAGAGGUUAGCUCCUUUUAUAUAUUUAUAUUUAUAAAGUGAAUAGCAUUGUCUUUAUCACCUUUCCAAUGAAAAGAUGCAAGUGCAUGGACUAUAUAUAUUAUAUAAAUAUUAAAUAAUAUUAUAUAAUAUGUAAUGUCCUGUGGGGGUGUGUAUAUAUGAAGGUUGGUCUCUUCAAAUACAUCAUUAAAUAUGUAAUCCAUAAAUAAGUUCUUAAACCUGUCUUUAGGGUAUAGUUUUUGACUGAUAUAAGAAAUGAAAUACAUUUUUUUUUUUCCUCUAAAUCUAAUGUGUUCUUUUCCUUUAUCAGGCAGACUCAUAGCUUGUCCUAAUUACUGUUUCUCUCAUCAACUAAAACUGUUCUUUCCUAGUAAGUGACCAGCCUUAAACAUUUUUAUCACUUUAAACAAAUACUGUUCUCAGUAUUCUUUUUGCCUAAUUCAUUUAUCAUACGUACAUUUGAUUUGCUUUAAACUUGAUCAUCCAGAACAUUGUUAUAGAGAGUUUUCCUAUAUCAGAGUCCUUGUUGGUUUUUUUCUGAUGACAUUAGGCAACAAUAUAGUGUUAUCAGUCAUCAUUUCAAUAUUAUUAAAAUGUUGGCCACAACUUUACUUCUUUAAUUUGAAUCUAGCAUUUUCAAGGCCAUUGUUUCUUAACUGAGAUUGUAGAUCAGACUUCUCUGUGAAGUUUUAUAAAUGUACAGAAGUUUAGGCACGACUCUGGAUACUCUGAAUCUCUUUACUUGAUAUUCUUGGUAUAAAAAAUUGUCUCAGGGUUAUUAUAUUAAAUCUUAAAAUAUUUUCUGCUAUAGAAAUUAUAUCCAUUCAUUUUUAUAAAUCAGAUCCAAUAUUCACAGGCUUGUUUGAAAAUAGGUUUAAUCAUUAUCCAUGAAGACAUUUUUUCUAAAAUUUGCUUGGAAUAGCUUUCUUAUCUUUGUUUUGCAUGCCGUGGAAACAACCAAAUUUCCCUUUCAGUUUGCAUUAUUCUUCUCAUAAACUCUCUUCAGACCUUUCACAUUUGAAAAUUAUAACUAAAAUUUGCCUCCAAAAAAGUGUUUGCUUGUAUUAGUUCCUAGUACCUAUCAGUGAAUAUUUUGCAUAUCUGAGUUAGGUAACAUUUUAAAGUAUUAAUAAAAAACAUGAGUAACAAAAUGCUAGAUUUAAAACUUAGACUUAGAUCUCUUACAGCGUUGAAGCUAGUAAUCAGUAGUUUUCCUAAUUAAAAGCAUUGGAUACAUUCCCUAAGCACUUCUGAGGACUUUUGUAGGUAUAGCCUCUGUAUGGAAAUACUCUUUAAUUUUUCAUAUGGAAAGUCUUAGUAUUACAAAAAAAUAAAGCAUUAACAUUUAAGAUAUUUAGGCCUGUACUGGAAAUGAUUCAAAUUUUCUACAUUAAAAAUAUAAGGUCAUCUUAGAUUAUAGGAGUUAUGCUUUUCUUCAGUAUAAGAAGCUUGUGUAAAAGUGGCUGUCUUAUCAGGUACUUUUCUGAUACAUUGUAGUAAUUCAUCAGAUACGUCUUCUUAGAUUAUCUCACUGACAUUUGUCACAUGUGGGUGAUUUCUAAACACAUUGUAGGAUUUUGACCUAUGAAGCUAAUGACUUUAGUGAAAAAUAAAAGGACAGAGAUAAAAUUGUAUUUACUUUUGUCUUCAUGCCUUUAAUCUUAUACCUGAAAAUUCAGAGGAAAAGAACAAGUAGAAAGUCACUAAUUCAACAUUUGUUUUCUGUGGUUUAGUUUUAAUAUGUUUCCUUGGAAACUUAUUUUGCAAAUAUUACCAUAAUAAUAAUAACACCACAAUAUUGUCAUUGAAAAAGUUACCCAUUCAUUUUUCAAAGUUUGACCUGCUAGUGGACUUUUGGGUGUUUGUGUGUGUGUGUGUGUUUUCACUUAUAAUAUGAUGGCUGUCUCAUUAUUUAAAAUUAUAAUUAUUUUUGAGUGUACAAACGAUUAGCUAUUUAUAAUACUAUUAUAAUAUAGCAUUGUAAUUUGAGAAUAAGAAAACAAGUUAGGAUUUAGGUGGGAUUGAAAAAUAAAAUUAUAUUUUAUUGAUUAAAAUAUAAACUUUUAAAAAAGAAGUCUUAUUCCAAUUGGACCUUUUAAAUUUUUAUUUUUGUAAUAAUAUAUUGCAACUUAAUGUGUAUAAAACUAGAGUUUCUCUGGUAGCCAGUGUACUAAAUAAAUAGUUACUGUUAAAAUGCUA